Molecule: messenger RNA, 1645 nt
Organism: Cynara cardunculus var. scolymus (artichoke)
Lineage: Eukaryota; Viridiplantae; Streptophyta; Magnoliopsida; Asterales; Asteraceae
Product: rop guanine nucleotide exchange factor 1-like
Exons: 5
Coding region: 50-1606 (518 amino acids)
Molecular function (GO): guanyl-nucleotide exchange factor activity
Source: RefSeq, a predicted model, not a curated record
UCAACCCUCUGCAAAUUCACCACAUUCCGAUUAACAAAUCAUUGCUUCAAUGGAAAUUUUAUCAUCGGAUGAUGAAUCUGAUCACCAGAGUCACAGGUUUGAGGAUUAUAGUCUUAGUGCCGACGUUAGCGAAUCCGAGAGUUGUGGGGCUUCCUCUUUUGAUUCUCCGGUCGCUUCUACUUCUCGCAGUACUCCGCCAUUGGUAGGACCUCACUUCAAUUCCUACUUGCCGGUUCCUUCUCCGAUCAAACCGCCGCCCCUCGCUGGUGGAAACUACACCGGGAAAGCUCAGACCGAAAACCUUACCGAGGCUCAAUUGAUGAAAGAUCGAUUUUCUAAGCUGUUGCUUGGAGAAGAUAUGUCUGGAAGAGGAAAUGGUGUUUGUACUGCUCUUGCCAUCUCCAAUACAAUCACACGUCUUUCUGCUACUGUAUUUGGAGACCUGUGGAAAUUGGAACCCCUGAGUCCAGAGAGCAAGUCAAUGUGGAGAAAAGAGAUGGAAUGGGUUCUAUCAGUAAGUGAUUCCAUUGUUGAGCUUACUCCAUCAUUUCAAGAAUUCCCGAAUGGCGGAACCUUUGAGGUUAUGGUAACCCGACCCAGGUCCGAUUUGUAUGUAAAUCUUCCGCCACUCAGAAAGCUAGACGCGAUGCUAGUAAGCAUGCUGGAUGGUUUCCAUGAGUCAGAGUUUUGUUACGUUGAUCGCGGGUUGGUUGCUUCUGAUCGUGAUAGAAACGUUGAAAGAGUAUCCGAUAGCCCUUUGAUUCAGUAUGAAGAGAAAUGGUGGCUGCCAUUCCCAAAGGUUCCGGCUAAGGGACUGGCCGAAACUACCGUUAGGAGAUUGCAACAAUGCAGGGAUUGCGGCAAUCAAAUAUUCAAAGCUGCUGCUUCCAUCAAUGGCCAUGUGUUGUCCCAGAUGGAAGUUCCUAAAGCUUAUUUGGAGAGCUUACCUAAGAGUGCUAAAGCGUGUUUAGGCGAAACCCUCCAUCACUAUAUAACGACUGCACAGUUCUCACCCGAAUCCCUUCUAGAUUACCUGGAGAUGUCGUCGGAAUGCACCACUCUUCAGAUCGCAAACAGGAUCGAAGCAGCCAUGCAUAUUUGGACACAGAAAUCCUCAAAGCCUCAUGGAACCAGAAAGCUAUUAUGGAGCGGCAAUGGUAGCGAAAAAGAAAAAAGUACACUUCUGUCGGGCAGAGCCAACACCCUUUUGAAGAACUUAAAACACCAAUUCCCUGGCCUUCCACGAACCACGCUGGAUCUUGAUAAGAUUCAGUCUAACAAGGAUGUAGGACAAGCUAUUCUAGAGAGCUACUCUAGGGUGAUUGAAAGUUUAGCGUUCAACUUAAUGGCGAGGAUCGAUGAUCUGCUAUAUGUAGACGAUGCCACCAAGAAACGUGCUGCAGCCGAGGCUGGUUUUGCCGCUAGUCUUCAUGCUCAAAGGCCAACAUUGCACGGCUAUUCAUCGUCUUCCAUGGUAGCAGCAGGCACAGCGAUGAAUCGUUGGCCUUCGACAGUUAGGAGCCUAGAUAAAAGACGGUUUUCUUACAGUUCAACGAGUAAUAUCGAUUCAUUGGAAGAGGCUUUAGAAAGAUUAACGUUUAACUAACUAGUUAUUGAGGUUUUUGUAGAAUAUAUAUAUGUAUAU